AUGGGAAGCCUGUCAGAUCUGCCGGAAGAGACUGUUCAUCACAUACUUUCUUAUCUCAAAUUCACACCCAAACAAGCUAUCCGAUUAAGUAUCUUAUCAAAGCAGUUGUUGAGCGCGUUCCACACAAGCCCUAGUUUGGAUUUUGAUUUGCGGCGCUUUCCAGGAGAUCGUCAGUUUUCCGUAGAGCAACACUUGUAUGUAUUGCUCACUUUGGAACGGUACAAACAACAAAAUAUUGGUUUGGAGAAGUUGAAAUUGCAGUCUGAGGACUUUAUCUUGCUGCCUCGUUCUUUUUUUCAAGUUACAACGUUGGAGGAGUUAUCUUUAAAGGGCUGUAAAUUGAUGGAAUUGGAGAGAUUCGCAACUAUAAAGUGGCCUAACCUCAAAAGGCUAUCUCUGGUCGAAAUAUCUUUGUCCACAACCACAUUUGGGUGUAUAGUCAAGGGUUGUCCUGUAAUUGAAACUUUGGAGAUUAAAGAUUGCGGGUAUACCGGGCAAUUAAAUAUCAAGCUUACUAAUUUUCACAGGCUUCGGGAAAUUGAUAUUAGUUUACUUUACAAGCAAACUGUUGAAGUGGAUGAAGCGCCGAAUUUGGAAUCUGUAGCUUGUAAAUUCCACCACUCAGAAGAUACGGCAGCUUCUAAACGGCUCAAUUUUCAUAAAUCAGCAUACCAAAAUGUGAGAAGUUUGUUCCUCGAUCAUAGGUCGGGAGAUAGUUUUUCCAUGGACUACUGGACACGAAAAUUCCCGCGACUUGAAGAGUUAUCACUCGAAGGUUUCUCAAAAUUAACAACAAUCGAUAUCGCGAGUCCAACACUGAAGAGAAUACAUCUUGUAAACAUCUUCAAUUUGGAAGAGGCUUACUUCGAUCUGGCUUGCAUUGCUGUGUUUGAUUACAGACACGAUGUUUACCGCAAAAGUGUGACGAUCCCCAAGGUGUCAUUUAAUGGCGUUUCAGGCAAAUGGAUCUCUCACAUCAAAUUAGGACGCCUCCAGCACAUUGAAGGGUUGUUACACCUGAAUAAUUUCCUCACAGCAAUCAAAGGGUCUGAAAUUUCCAUUACAGUUGAGCUCUCAAACAAAGUGGAUGCAGAUCAUUAUGUAGCUCACUCCUGCCCGGAAGUUGAAGAAUUUUGUAUAAUGCAAAGGGAGUUUUCAUACAUUUCUCCUCAUUGUGCCAUUUUGCGGGGUAUUUUCGGGAUUUGUCACCCUCGAACCAUCAGUUACCAAUUUUACAGCGAGUACGAUGAGUUCUCUAAGCCAUUUUAUGAUAUGUUGAUAUCGAAAAGUUAUGAUUAUGACGCUGACACUUCAUUUUUUCUGCUCCCUAAGUUGUGGAAAUUGACAGAAAUUGAGAUCUUUGAAUCUCGUAGUAUCGAUAGACAUGGCACCCACUGCUCCAGAAGAGGACGAGGUUUGAAGAUAUGUCAACCAUUUCCGAAAUUCUGGAAAUUUCGGAGAGAAUUGAAGGCUUAUUUAAAGGAGAGUAAGAAAAGUAUGGCUGAAAUAACCAUUAGUUUCAACUUGGAAUGGAUGGAGAAAUCGUCAGCUGUGAUAUGCAAACCAAAAGAGCAUAGAGAUUGGGCAAAAAAAGAAAAGUUCCACUACCUAGCUAGAUCGUUUUCAUGA
Messenger RNA from Oldenlandia corymbosa var. corymbosa, 1629 nucleotides. NCBI's taxonomy places the organism in Eukaryota, Viridiplantae, Streptophyta, Magnoliopsida, Gentianales, Rubiaceae. The record is from the annotation of a GenBank genome assembly.